Homarus americanus (American lobster) is the source of this 1617-nucleotide messenger RNA. RefSeq names its product kelch-like ECH-associated protein 1A. The transcript has 12 exons. Gene Ontology annotation, molecular function: protein binding. Bases 1 to 1617 code for a protein of 538 amino acids. Lineage: Eukaryota; Metazoa; Arthropoda; Malacostraca; Decapoda; Nephropidae. The record is from RefSeq and is a predicted model, not a curated record.
AUGCAAGGUCCACCAUCUAAGACGAUAGGCCUUGCAGUUUUAGAUAACUUUUUGUACCUAGUAGGUGAUGGUAUUCUGGAUGAAAAAUCAAUGAAAAGAUAUUCUUUUGAGCAGAACCAAUGGUUUAAGUGUUCGUGUUCAUCGUGUUCAGCGUAUUUGGGUCGAAGUAACCUAGCAGUUGUUGCCACAAAUUCUCUGUUAUAUGUCAUAGGCGGUAACAAUAUAAAUUACGAUGGACUAUUGGAAACAUCGAGGUUUGCUGAGGCCCAUUAUUUAGUAAGCUUGUUGAAUGGUUCGCGGGACUUCAUCUUCUCCAAUUUCGUAGAAGUAACAAUGGAGCAAGAGUUUCUUGAGAUUCCUAAAGAAACUCUACUAAUGGGUAUAGUAGAACAUCGAGGUCUCAUUUACAUUAUGGGUGGAUAUACGGACACUGACAACGACCUGCGUGAUCUUCUCUCAUACAAUCCUGUGACUGGGGAGUGGAAGAAUCUAGCACCAAUGCUAGGUGAACCAUGUGACACGAUAUGUGUUGCAGUUUUGAAUAACUUUCUGUACGUAGUAGGUGGUACUGAGUUGGAGGAAAUGGAAAGAUAUUCUUUUGAACAGGCGGUGACAUUAGAAAUGAUGAUGGACAGUGGAUAUAUGAACUUUUACAACCCCAUGCAUGAUCUUCUCUCAUACAAUCCUGUAACUGGGGAGUGGAGAGCGCUAGCAGGACGUGCUCCACCUCGCUACAACUACAUGGGUGUUGCAGUUUUGAAUAACUUUUUGUAUUUAGUGGGUGGCCUUCUUUUUAAUGAAGAAGCGGAAAAAUCACUAGAAAGAUAUUCUUUUGAACAGAACAAAUGGUUUAAGUUUUCAUCAAUGAAUUUUGAUCGAAGUAUCCCAGCAGUUGUUGCCACAAAUUCUCUGUUAUAUGUCAUAGGAGGUCACCGUCAAAAUAACCUUAAUAGAUUGGAAGAUGAUUGGACUGGGAUAUCUUCUAUGGUGACCCCACGAUGUCAUUUUGGAUUAUGUGCUCAUGAAGGUUACCUCUAUGCCUUCGGUGGUAGGACGAAGGGAUGUGAUGACAUAUCCCCAAAUAUUGAAAGAUAUGAUCCUUUUGCAGAUGAGUGGAGAUUAUUAGAGUCAAAUAUGCCAAAAGUUAUAUCCCAUGGACGUAUGGACUCUUAUAACCCCUUUCAUGAACUUCUCUCAUACAAUCCUGUAACUGGGGAGUGGAGAGAUCUAGCAGCACUGAGUGCUCCACCUCGCUACAACUACAUGGGUGUUGCAGUUUUGAAUAACUUUUUGUAUUUAGUGGGUGGUCUUUUUAAUGAAGAAGGGGAAAAAUCACUAGAAAGAUAUUCUUUUGAACAGAACGAAUGGUUUAAGUGUUCAUCAAUGAAUUUUUGGCGAAGUAUCCCAGCAGUUGUUGCCACAAAUUCUCUGUUAUAUAUCAUAGGUGGUCAUCGUCCCAAUGACCACCUUGAACUGAACCAAUGGUUUAAGUGUUCGUCUUCAGAGUAUUUGGGUCGAAGUAGCCCAGCAGUUGUUGUCACAAAUUCUCUGUUAUAUGUCAUAGGCGGUUACUGGAGUGGUUUGAAUGGAAUUGGAAUGGUAAGGAAAGAAGAAUAA